Molecule: messenger RNA, 2793 nt
Organism: Closterium sp. NIES-65
Lineage: Eukaryota; Viridiplantae; Streptophyta; Zygnematophyceae; Desmidiales; Closteriaceae
Source: the annotation of a GenBank genome assembly
AUGGCUGACGUCAGCGCGAGAUGCUCUGAGCGGCGUUACUCCCGACGCGCUGCUUCUGCUACCACCAGCGCUGGCGCUGAUCUGCCGAGAGCCAGUGCUGAAGCGGUGGACGUGGCGAGGGCCGAUGCUGAUGUGGCGGAACAUGACGGUGACGUGGCGAGCGCAGGGAGCACGAGGGAGGCGGCGGUGGCAGCGGGGCGCGGGAAGGGUCUGCUGGCGUUCUACGCGGACCACCACGUGGUGCCCCUGCCCGCCGGCCACCGCUUCCCCAUGGACAAGUGCGCUCCGCGUCUCGAGUCGCCAGGAAUGAUAUACCGCAGCACUCGCCUUCUCCUGCAGUCAGAUGCAUCUCUAGAUCGUAUCCUGGCCGUCCAUCCUGCACCUCUUGUCUCAUGGGUGGAGCUUCAGCAGGUGCAUGAGGAGGGCUACUUGACGCGGCUAUUCACACACGCGCUCUCAGAGCAGGAGCAGCGAGUGCUGGGCUUCCCCUGGUCGCCGCACCUGCUGCUGCGCUCACAGGCCUCGUGCGGCGGCACUGUAGCAGCCACCCACGCGGUGCUGAUGGGGCUCAGGCGGGCGGCGGGGGUGCUGGCGGGCGGCACACACCAUGCGUUCCGGGGGCACGGGGAGGGCUUCUGUGUGUUCAACGACAUAGCAGUGGCAGCGCUGGCAGCACUCACGCACCACCCCACCGUCUGCAAUGCCGACCGGCCCAUCCUGGCCCUUGAUCUCGACGUGCACCAGGGCAACGGCACGGCGAGCAUAUUCGAGGGCGACCCACGAGUGGUGACAUUCUCAAUGCACGGCGCCAACAACUACCCGUGGCGCUCCAAGCGCCGCUCCGACUACGAUGUGGAGCUGCCCGACGACACGGGGGAUGCUGCUUACCUCUCCCUGCUCGAACAGUGGCUUCCGAAGCUGUUUGAGCACCACCGGCCGAGCCUCGUCAUGUUCCAGGCAGGGGUGGAUGCUCUUAAAGAGGACAGUUUUGGCAGGCUUGCAAUGACAAGGGCUGGCAUGCUGCGGAGGAACAACAUGGUAUACAGUGCUUGUAUCGACAACCACGUGCCCUGCAAUCCUCCGCGCUUCGUGCUUUCCUCUGCUCUCGCCUCGUACAACCUCGUCUAUAUAUCGCACUGCGCACCGAUGGCUGCUGCUCCGCCUCUUACAGCUAGUCCGAGCAAGGCGGCGUCACCGUGCGCGGGCGGGGAGGUCGCGCCAGCCAUCCCAGGCAUGACGCUGAGCCCGCAUAAGCCGACCUCCGCCGCCGCCGCCGCCACCGCGGAAGGGCCGCUCUCCAUCGUCAUCUUCGGCGCGUCGGGCGACUUGGCGAAGAAGAAGACGUUCCCCGCGCUCUUUAAUCUCUUCCAGCAUGGCUUUCUCCCCGCUGGAGAGAUCCGCAUCUUCGGAUACGCGCGCUCGCCGAUGACGGCGGAGCAGCUGCGCGAGAAAAUCAAGGGCUACCUCAAGCCCAAGGGCGACACGGCCCCCGCCCAGGACCCCGUUGCAGAUUUCCUCAGCGUGGUGGAGUACAUCCACGGCCCCUACGACGGCCGGGACGGCUACGCCAAGCUGCAGGAGGCCAUGCUCGCAUUCGAAAACACCACCGCUCCCACCGCCACCACCAGCGACAGUACCACUGGCACCACCAGUGACAGCAGCAGCGGGGCGACGAGGCGGCUGUUCUAUCUGGCGCUGCCGCCGUCGGUGUACCCGCCGGUGUGCGCGGAGGUGCGGCGGUACUGCAUGAAUGCACGCGGGUGGACGCGCGUCAUCGUGGAGAAGCCGUUUGGGCGCGACCUGGCGAGCGCGGAGGCGCUGAGCGGCGAGCUGGGGGCGCUGUUCAGCGAGGAGCAGAUCUACCGCAUCGACCACUACCUGGGGAAGGAGGUCGUCCAGAACCUGUUGGUGAUGCGCUUUGCCAAUCGCUUCUUCGUGCCGCUGUGGAACCGAGAAAAUGUCGCCAACGUGCAGAUUGUGUUCAGGGAGGACUUUGGCACGGAGGGCCGCGGAGGCUACUUUGACCAGUAUGGCAUCAUUCGGGACAUCAUUCAGAACCAUCUCAUGCAGGUGCUGUGUCUCGUAGCAAUGGAGAAGCCGGUGUCAGUGCAGCCAGAGGACAUUCGGGACGAGAAGGUGAAGGUGCUGCGAGCCAUACAGCCCAUCAGGGAGGACGAGGUGGUGCUGGGGCAGUACGACGGCUACACCGAUGACCCCACCGUGCCAGAUGGCUCCCACACGCCCACCUUCGCGUCGCUUGUGCUGCGCAUCAAGAACGAGCGCUGGGAUGGGGUGCCGUUCAUAAUGAAGGCGGGCAAGGCGUUGGAGUCACGCAAGGCGGAGAUCCGAGUGCAGUUCCAUGACGUGCCGGGCGACAUCUUUGGCUGUGGGCGGAACUCGCGGGACGAGUUUGUGAUGCGCCUGCAGCCAUCAGAAGCCAUGUACAUGAAGCUCACGGUGAAGAAGCCGGGGUUGGAGAUGGCAGCGACGAUGAGUGAGUUGGAUCUGAGCUACAGCCAGCGCUACUCAGGAGUGGUCAUCCCCGAGGCCUACGAGCGCCUCAUCCUCGACAGCAUCAAUGGCGACCAGCAGCACUUUGUGCGCCGAGACGAGCUCAAGGCGGCGUGGGAGAUCUUCACGCCGCUGCUGCACCGCAUCGAUCAGGGCGCCCUCCCCCCGCUCCCUUACAAACAAGGCAGCCGGGGCCCCGACCACGCGGACGAGCUGGCGGAGCGCGUGGGGUACCGCCGCACUCAGGGGUACUGCUGGAUUCCGCCGACCCUCGCGGAAUAG